AAAUUGUUAUUUGUUAUUUAGAAUAAAAACACUUUUAACAUAAGUAAAACAAGAAGAGUAAAAAUGAAGCAUUGGCAAUUAGUAUUUUUUUUGAUGACAACUUCUUGUUUGAAAUUUAAUGAAGGAAUUGUAAAUAGAACUUUGGAGAACACAAACAUAUGUUCAUUUGAAAAGGGUACGACUAGUAAAGCUGCUAAAAUUGGUGACAUAGAAACAUUAAAACGAGUUUACGAGAGUGGAUGUGAAUGGGAUGAUAAUACAACAAAGGAAGCUGCUGCUAAUGGACAUUUGGAAUGCUUAUCAUAUGCUCAUGAAAAUGGUUGUAAAUGGGAUAGAAAAACCACAAAGGAUGCUGCUGCUAAUGGACAUUUAAAAUGUUUAAAAUAUGCUCACGAAAAGGGCUGUAAAUGGGACGUAAAUACAACAAGGGAAGCUGCUGCAAAUGGACAUUUAGAAUGUUUAAAAUAUGCCCAUGAAAAUGGCUGUAGAUGGGACGUAAAAACAACAAAGGAAGCUGCUGCAAAUGGACAUUUGGAUUGCUUAAAAUACGCCCAUGAAAAUGGCUGUAGAUGGGACGUAAAAACAACAAGGGAAGCUGCUGCAAAUGGACAUUUAGAAUGUUUAAAAUACGCCCAUGAAAAUGGCUGUAGAUGGGACGUAAAAACAACAAGGGAAGCUGCUGCAAAUGGACAUUUGGAUUGCUUAAAAUACGCCCAUGAAAAUGGAUGUCCAUGGGAUGCGAGCACAUCAGAAGCGACUGCAAAGCAUGGUAAUUUAGAAAAUUUAAAAUACGUUUAUGAAAAGGGAUGUACAUGGGAUCAAAAAACCACAAAGGCCGCUGCUGCUAAUGGACAUUUAAAUUGCUUAAAAUAUGCUCGCGAAAAUGGCUGUAAAUGGGAUCAAAAAACCACAAAAGCUGCUGCUGCUAAUGGACACUUAAAAUGUUUAAAGUACGCUCAUGAAAAUGGCUGUAAAUGGGAUAAAAAAACCACAAAGGCUGCUGCUGCUAAUGGACACUUAAAAUGUUUAAAAUAUGCUCAUGAAAAUGAUUGCGAAUGGGAUGAGGAAACAACUAGUGUUGCUGCAGAAGGUGGACAUAUGGACUGCUUAAAAUAUGCUCAUAAAAAUGGAUGUCCAUGGGAUGCGAGCACAUCAAAAUCGGCUGCAAAACAUGGUAAUUUAGAAAACUUAAAAUAUGUUCAUGAAAGCGGAUGUAAAUGGGAUCAUAUGACCACGAUGUCUGCUGCUAGCAAUGGACAUUUAGAUUGUUUAAAAUAUGCAUAUGAAAAUGGUUGUGAAUGGGCUGAAGAAACAACAAGAUUUGCAGCAGAAGGCGGAUAUUUAGACUGCUUAAAGUACGCGCAUGAAAAUAACUGUAAAUGGGACCCAUCAACAACAGCAGCAGCUGCACGGAAAGGCAGUUUGGAAUGUUUAAAAUACGCCCAUGAAAAUGGAUGUAAUUGGGCUGAAAGUACAACAUUUAUGGCUAGUGUAUUUGGCAAUUUAGAUUGCUUAAUAUACGCCCACGUAAAUGCAUGUCCAUGGGAUAAAAACAUAAUGGAAGCGGUUGCUUAUAAAGGUAAUCUAGAAUUAUUAAAAUACGCUUAUGAAAACGGAUGUAAAUGGGAUAAAAACACAACAAGAUUUAUUGCCCUCACUGGGAAUGUAGAAUGUUUAAUAUACGCCCAUGAAAACAGUUGCGAAUGGUAUGUAGGAACAUUGGUUAUAGCUGCCACUCACGGUAAUUUUGAUUGCUUAAAAUAUGCCUAUGAACACGGAUGCGAUUGGGUUGAAGGUGUGAUUAGAGGUGCCGCUUCGAAUGGGCAUAUAGACUGUCUAAAAUAUGCGUAUAAUAACGGUUGCGAAUGGGAUGAAGGUACGACAAGGGAAGCCGCUGCGAGCGGUUGUAUUGAAUGUUUGAUAUUUGCUCAUGAAAACGAAUGCGAAUGGGCUGAAGGAACGUCUAGAGUAGCCGCAAUAGGCGGUCAUUUGGAUUGCUUAAUAUAUGCUCAUAAAAAUGGAUGCCAAUGGGACGAAAGUGUAACAGAAAAAGCUGCGGAAUACGGUAAUUUAGACUGUUUAAAAUACGCCCGUGAAAACGGAUGUCCUUGGGAUGCACGGGUAACAGAAAAAGCUGCAAAACAUGGUCAUUUAAAAUGCUUAAAAUAUGCGCAUGAAAAUGGAUGCGAAUGGCAUGAAAAAAUAACAGAAGUAGCCGCUUCUCAAGGUGAUUUAAACAUUUUAAAAUUUGUCCACGAAAUUGGUAUUCCAUGGGAUGUUAAAACAAUUAGAGUUGCAGCUAUAAAAGGUUAUUUAGAAAUAUUAAAAUAUGCCAGUGAAAAUGGAUAUAAAUGGGACAAAAAAACGACAAUAUCAUUUGCUGCUAACGGUCAUUUACAAUGUUUAAAAUAUGCCCAUGAAAAUGGCUGCGAAUGGGACGAAGAAACAAUAGUUGCGGCAGCCUUGCACGGUAAUUUAGAUUGCCUAAAAUAUGCCUAUGAACACGGAUGCGAUUGGGUAGAAAGUACGACGAGAGGGGCCGCUUCUAAUAGACAUUUAGACUGCCUUAAAUAUGCUCUUAAUAAUGGUUGCAAAUGGGAUGAAGGCACCACGAGGGAAGCCGCCGCGAGCGGUUGUAUUGAAUGUUUGAUAUUUGUUCAUGAAAACGGUUGUGAAUGGGACGAAGGUACAAUAGCUUCAGCUGCCGCUCAUGGUAAUUUAGAUUGUUUAAAAUAUGCUCACGAAAAUGGAUGUAAAUGGGAUGAAAGCACAACUAGACUGGCCGCUCAUAAUAGUCAAUUUCAUUGUUUAAAAUAUGCUCAUGAAAAUAAUUGCCCAUGGAGUAGAAAUACCGUUUAUGAAGCUAUGCAAAACGGUCGUACUGAUAUAAUUAACUUUGCUAUCGAAAAUGGCUGUCCUAAUUAGUAUUCAAUUUUCAAUAAUAUAUUAUUAUUUUAUAUUCGUUUAUGUUGGUAUUUUUAAUUAUAUUUUAAAUAAAUCGUCCUUAUAAUUAAUUUUUUUAUGUCUAA
Messenger RNA from Daktulosphaira vitifoliae (grape phylloxera), 3029 nucleotides. RefSeq lists its product as uncharacterized. The record is from RefSeq and is a predicted model, not a curated record. The coding region runs from base 64 to 2925 and encodes 953 amino acids. The transcript has 3 exons. Gene Ontology annotation, molecular function: protein binding. NCBI's taxonomy places the organism in Eukaryota, Metazoa, Arthropoda, Insecta, Hemiptera, Phylloxeridae.